UUUUUUUUUCUUUCUUUUCUUUUCUUUUCUUUUCUUUCUUCUCUCUCUUUUUUUUUUAUAUCAUUUAUUAUUCAAUAUGGCACCAUUAAAGACUAUAAUAUUAUUCUUUACAGUUUUAUGUUGUAUUCUUAUUAAUGCAGAAAACAUUAUUGUACUUGACAAAAGAAUUCCUCAAGCUGUAGGAGGAGGAGGAGUAGGUUCUAGUGCAGCAUCAUCAGCUCAACAACAAUCAUCAUCUCAAGCAUCUUCUCAACCUGCUGCUCAACCUAGCGGAAACACAACUUUACCCAACACAGGCAAUAGUACCGUUUCUGGAGGCAACAGUACAGUUAGUGGAAAUAGUACUAAUAAUCCUUUAGGUAAUUUACCCACUUCAGCAAGUUAUGGUGUUACUGUUCAAGUAGGUAUUGCUACUUUCUUGGCUCCUACUGCAAGUAAAUCCGUUUCUCCUCUCUAUCGUGUUGAUGCCAAUGAAAAUGUUACUUUUAGUUGGUCUUAUACCAAUCUUCUUGUACGUCCUGCUAACUUGACUUUGGCUGCUGUCGGUCCUCAAUCUGUUACUUAUACCAUUGCUGCUCUUGCUGGUGACGCUACAAGUUAUGUAUGGCAACUCAAUUCUGUGGUUCCAAAAACUCCUUUGAUGAAUGGUUAUUAUCAAAUUCAAUUAUAUGAUCAACGUGGUCCAUCUGCUGUACCUAGUCCUGGUUGGUUAAUGCCUCAAAGUCGUUUAACAAUUGCCUUUUAUACUCCACAAAGUUAUCAAUCGAUCAAUAAUAGUAAUUACUGUCCUACUUGUUUUUAUAGUGCUGCACAAGCAUUGAAGAAUACAUUUGGUCCAAUGGGUAUUGCUUUUGGUAUUGCUUGUUUGACAUCUGGUUUAUUUAUCUAUGGUCUUAUUUACUGAACUAGCUCUAUUUUGAAACAAAUGAAUCCUCCUCCAUAAAUACACCUCCUUUUUUUUAUUAUUAUUCUUCUUCUUAUUCAUUAGUUAAAUAUCAUCCUUGUCUCUCUUUUUUUUUUCUAUUCCAUAUCUUUUAUAUACACCCAUUUUCUCAU
Halteromyces radiatus is the source of this 1056-nucleotide messenger RNA. RefSeq lists its product as uncharacterized. The record is from RefSeq and is a predicted model, not a curated record. Bases 77 to 904 code for a protein of 275 amino acids. NCBI's taxonomy places the organism in Eukaryota, Fungi, Mucoromycota, Mucoromycetes, Mucorales, Cunninghamellaceae. The transcript is spliced from 4 exons.